Molecule: messenger RNA, 1053 nt
Organism: Salpingoeca rosetta
Lineage: Eukaryota; Choanoflagellata; Craspedida; Salpingoecidae
Exons: 7
Coding region: 58-1053 (331 amino acids)
Biological process (GO): creatine biosynthetic process
Cellular component (GO): nucleus; cytoplasm
Molecular function (GO): guanidinoacetate N-methyltransferase activity; protein binding
Source: RefSeq, a predicted model, not a curated record
CAAAGGUACCGUUUUGCCAAUUGCAAGAACACACACGACAGCACGACACACGAAAAGAUGGCGUCUAGGAAAGAGGAGGACAAGCAGCAGCAGGUUGCUGGGGAAGAUGCAGCGCAGCAAGCGCAGCACGUGGAUGGUGGUGGUGAGUUGCAGAGCCACAAGGACAACGACGAUGCUGAUGACGAUGGCUUGAACCAGGAACUGCUCGCUGCUGCACGGGACGGCAGCCCCGACAAGGUGCGGGAUUUGAUUCGCCGCGGUGCUGAUGUCAGUUUCCAGGAGGAGGACCAGGGUAAAAGCGCACUGAUGCUCGCUGCUGAGCACGGCCACGAGGAUGUGGUUGUGAUGCUGUUGGAACGCGGCGCGCCUUGGAACGCCCUCGACCGCAGGGGGAAAUGCGCAGGCCAGUACGCGUUUCAGAACGAGCACCACGACAUUGCUAACCGCAUCCUGAACGCCGGUGUGAGCGCUGAGAUGUUGUUCGCUGCCAUGGAGAAGAAGUCGCAGCUUGUGACGGCCCAAGCGAGCGAAAACAACCAGGGGUACAUCUCCCGCCCAGUCGAGUACAAGGAAGGGGACUUGAUUGACGAUGAAAAGCGCGGCGUCAUGAUGAUGUGGGAGAAACCACUGAUGGAGGCGCACGCUGAGCUCAUGUGCCGGACGCAGGGGGAUGUGCUGAAUGUUGGGUUUGGGCUUGGACUUGUGGACACUGCGAUUCAGGCGCACAGCCCACGCACACACACCAUCAUCGAGGCACACCCGGACGUGUACAAGAAGAUGAUUGCAGACGGGUGGGACAAGCGCCCAGGCGUCAAGGUCAUCCACGCAAGGUGGCAGGACGUGGUUGGAGACCUGCCCCAGUUUGAUGGCAUCUUCUUUGACACGUUUGAUGAUGUGUUGCACAUGCACGAGUUCCACCAGCACCUGCCUCAGGUGCUGCAGCUGCAACUGCAGGAGCUUGGCUUCUCGUACUUUGAGAACGACACAUACCACUUCCCCGUUGUGUUUUGGGCAGAUGCGCCCCCGGCCUUCCUGCUCGCGGCGGACGAGUGA